Molecule: messenger RNA, 945 nt
Organism: Ochotona curzoniae (black-lipped pika)
Lineage: Eukaryota; Metazoa; Chordata; Mammalia; Lagomorpha; Ochotonidae
Product: olfactory receptor 1E5-like
Exons: 1
Coding region: 1-945 (314 amino acids)
Biological process (GO): G protein-coupled receptor signaling pathway
Cellular component (GO): membrane
Molecular function (GO): G protein-coupled receptor activity; olfactory receptor activity
Source: RefSeq, a predicted model, not a curated record
AUGUCAGGAAGUAACCAAAGUGUCAUUUCAGAGUUCCUCCUCCUGGGCCUCCCCAUCCAGCCAGAGUACCAAAACCUGUGCUAUGUCCUCUUCCUGGCCAUGUACUUGAUCACUGUCUUGGGAAACCUCAUCAUCAUCGUCCUCAUUAUACUGGACUCCCAUCUCCACACUCCCAUGUAUUUGUUUCUCAGCAACUUGUCCUUCUCUGACCUCUGCUUCUCCUCUAUCACAAUGCCCAAGUUGCUACAGAUCAUGAACUGUGAAGUCCCAUCCAUCUCCUAUGCAGCAUGCCUCACCCAGAUGUACUUCUUCCUGUUAUUCGGAAGUCUGGAAAAUUUCCUCCUUGUGGCCAUGGCCUAUGACCGCUAUGUGGCCAUCUGUUUCCCCCUGCACUACACCAGCAUCAUGAGCCCCAUGCUCUGUCUCACCCUCGUGGUGCUGUGUUGGGUGCUGAGCAUGUUCCCUCCCCUGUUGCACACCCUGCUCAUGGCCAGACUUUCUUUUUGUGCAGACAACGUGAUCCACCACUUUUUCUGUGAUAUAUCUGCUCUGCUGAAACUAUCUUGCUCUGAUACUAGUGUUAAUGAAUUUUGGGUAGUUUUCAUAGGAUAUAUCUUUCUUGUUAUCCCAUUCCUGCUCAUCACCUUGUCCUAUGCAGGGAUUGUGUCCUCCAUCCUCAAGGUCCCUUCUGCACAGGGCAUCCGUAAGGCCUUCUCCACUUGUGGCUCACACCUGUCUGUGGUAUCUCUGUUCUAUGGCACAAUUAUUGGUCUCUACCUAGUCCCAUCAACUGACAAUUCUCCUGCAAAUGAGACUGUCACAGCCAUGAUGUACACUGUGGUGACUCCCAUGCUGAACCCCUUCAUCUACAGCCUGAGGAACCGAGACAUCAAGGGAGCCCUGGGAAGAGUUUGUAAAAAGAAAAUCUUCUGUCUAUGUUGGUAG